Mycena citricolor is the source of this 3283-nucleotide messenger RNA. The record is from the annotation of a GenBank genome assembly. Lineage: Eukaryota; Fungi; Basidiomycota; Agaricomycetes; Agaricales; Mycenaceae.
UCAGAUCUGCCUCCCACAUCGGGGAGAUUGGUAGCUUCUUGCCAUCACCGAGCCGACAGGACUUUGCUUUUGGCCACCACACCACCCCCACAAUUGGUUGGUCCUGUAGGUCAUGGGCUCCACUGAGGCCGCCGUCAACGCAGGGCCGUCGUACAUCUCAUCCCACUCAGCGGACGUCAUACUUUCCGAUAUUCGGCCUAUCAAGCUAAAGCUCGAGGGCCUACGCUCCAUCAACGUCCUACUCGAUGAAUUCCUGUUCAACAUCCUCAACACCGCGCGGUCGCUCUCGACAGACAAUCUGCGUGCCAGCCUCCUGAGUGUCCUCCCGACGAGUCUGGGCAAGGAAGCGCUGCUGGAGGCCGAGGUCGAGUUGAGGGCGUACUGGGACCGAACUGCUAGGCCGCCGGUGCUCGAGAGCGACGAGGGGACGUUUAAUUUGCAGUGGGCCUUCGAGCUUUUGAGACUCAAAUGCGAAGCAUAUUCUACACUGAAUGAGACAGAUGAGGACGCUGGGGCCGUUGCUCGUCUCACUGAACGAAUGACCCAGGCCGGAGGCACAAUGCCCCCGGCCGCCGCGUUGGUGGCCCCUGCCUCACUGUACCUGACGGCGAUACUUGAAUCGAUGUGCGAACACAUCUUGUCGAAUGUCGGUCGCGUUGUUGCACGGGACAGCAGUCGAACAAGUGCCAUGGUGCAAGAUGUGUUCGUUGCCUUGUGCGAAGAUCACUCUAUCUAUCCACUAUUUAAGUCAAUGCGAGUAAUUGACCAGGGUGCAGUCUACCAGCAAAUUGAGACGCUAUCGCAGACACCGAAGCCGCAAAGGAACAAAUCGUUUUCGCGCAGCGACCGACCGUCUCUCUCGAACUCGCGGUCUUCUCAUCAGCAGGAUCAAGGGUCGUCAGGUCGGGAGUCGUCUAUGCAGCACCGCUCACGGAGCUCUGUUGAUACGACAACAACGACCGGGACCGCCUCUGGAUCGCGGUCUUCUUUCGACCGGACACGCAAGAAGCUGAUGAACGGCAAUCGCAGCUCGAACGAGGACAGUGCAAACGGCCACAAGCGGACGGAUUCUGGGCUCAGUGGUACUGAGGGGCCCCAAGAAUCACCGGUGCAUGAGACGUCCUUGCAAAAGGAGUUCGAUAUGCUCAUGAGGUCCGACUCAACGAUGAAGGUUUCGUUGACGCCAGACAGAUUGAAGACCAUGGAGGUUCACAGGCAAGAAAAAGGGUUGCGCGGGACACGACGGCCGGCCCCUCUCACAGUCGGCAAAGAAGAGCCGGCGCUUCCUCCUUCUUCCUUUGCACCAUCAUCAUCACGGGCGAACGGCAGACGGCCUUCUCUCCGGCAGGUCGACUCUAUCGUGGAAGACGAGGAAGAAGCCCCUAGAUCAGUUCCCACGCAGCCUCCUAGUAGUCAUCACCCCUCCUCUUCUCUUUCUUCCACGACGACGACGAGAGGUGUUUCGUCCCUCACCACACUCGUUUCGGACACUGCCCCUCCUCUACCCAACAUGGCCUAUUCACGACGCACAGGCCCCAUGGGCUUUGACAGCGAGCCCUCGUUUCCUCAGAAGACGCGACGGAUCCAGAAGAAUCGCGAAUCUCUCGACCUUGACGACGUCAUGGCCGGCUCCGAUGAAGAGAACGACGCACCUGAACCAGCCCCAGUACCUACAGCGACUCGUGCCCCGGUCAAGACGUCGUCACCCACCACCCCUCGAAGGAUGAACGGGUCGCCAGGAACAGUGUCCAAGUCGACGCGCGACCUGAUGGACUUUCUGAAUGAUGGGCCGCCGGAUGUUCCGCCUCCCAAGGUGUCGGCCGCCGGGCGGGAUAUGAUCAAUUUCCUCAAUCAGGGGCCGCCCGAGUCGUUUGGUGGACCGAAUGGGCUUCCCCCCGUGCAGCAGGAAGGGAAGAAAAGUUCCGGGCGGCUGCAGCGGAUGAUGUCGAGGUUGGCGAUGGGCGCGGAUAAGGAGAAGAAGACCGGCGACGAUUCGGGGCGAGCGAGCACCAUCCAGCGUCCGUCCCAGUCGAUGCCACCAACGACUCCCAUCAGGACUACGGGGAACGGCCUAGCGCAUCAAACGUCGUACAGUUCGCUCGCGAAUCGACCGGUGCCGCCCCGUCCUCCUCCAACUCAGCCGAUUUCACCGCCGUUGUCGCCUUCAGAUGACGGGUACCAGCAAUACUCAUCGUCAACGGCAGGAUCUAGAUCGCGCAAGUCGUCUGUUAACCAGCCUCGGGCGAUGCCGACUUGGGAGCAGCAGAUAGAGAACGGUCAGAUGCCCCCACCACCGACUACCAACGGACACGUGUAUAGCCGACCGACGGCUGUCAUCCCCAUCUCACCGACUGCACCAGCUGCUGCCGUUGCUGCAGCCGCCGUUGCUGCCGAGGAGCAGCAGCAAGCUGCGGUGGCGGCGGCGGCAGCCAGUGCUCGGGUGCCUCGUCAAAAGGCCGUGUCUGAUGCCAGCCGACGGGUGCCGCCGAAAACGACGAUCACUACGUCAUUACCUCCGCCACCUUCGCCUGUCGUCCAGCGCAAACCGAGCCCCAGCCCGGUGGCGACGACCCCCGCCUCAACAAACGCGAUUGCGGACGAGGACGCACGUGAUAUGCGACGGCUCCUUUCGUGUGCGUCGAAUGUGGACGAGUGCCGGCUGCUGUUCGAGAUGUUCCUCGCCAAGGCCGGCGUUUCGGGGGCCGAAGGGAACGUGCCUACUACCGGGAGGGGGUUCGAGGUCCCGUAUCCGUCUCCCUCGCUUUCCAAUGACGACGGGCAUCAGAACAAACUGAUUCCCUCGGCGGCGGAUGCUUCGUUGGAGUUGUCGCUCGUUGAGCUGUUCCUGGGGGGCGGGGGUGUGUUCGAGGAAACGAAAAAGCCGGAGGCUGAGGCCGCGCCGACCAAGUACACCCAUGCUCCAUUGGAAACCUAUACCCCUGUAGCUCAAGUGGGUGCUUGAAGUUCAGUUGAUACGGAUUCGGAGUUGGAUUUACGGAUACUCAAACUACUUACUUACGCUAAGUAACUCACACUCGCUUGCCCAUGCUGAUUUGUAACUUAAUCUUGUUUAUACGUAUCUUGUUGAGGCAACAAGCUGGUCCGUACUAGAUGAUUGGGUACUGUAGUAAUUCUGUUUUAGUUACCUAUGAUACUGUGCAUGUGCGUCGGAUUGGCAUCAUGUUGGCGGUCGAUAGCGACCGUAUGGGAAGCGAAAAAAAAAAAUCAAGCGUGAUGACCUCCCAUCCUAUGUUUUGCAUCAGGCUUUAUACGUCCGAGUCUG